Messenger RNA from Dermacentor andersoni, 2154 nucleotides. Its product is annotated as 2-aminoethanethiol dioxygenase. Gene Ontology annotation, molecular function: oxidoreductase activity, acting on single donors with incorporation of molecular oxygen, incorporation of two atoms of oxygen. The record is from RefSeq and is a predicted model, not a curated record. NCBI's taxonomy places the organism in Eukaryota, Metazoa, Arthropoda, Arachnida, Ixodida, Ixodidae. Gene Ontology annotation, cellular component: mitochondrion.
UUCUUGGAAGAUUAGCUCACCUUCUUCUGUGGCACAUGGUCGUGCCAGCACUUCGCUACCGUCCUUGCAGCGAAUAGUCACUAUCGUAUCGUUGCCAUAUCAGCACCGACAGUCGCAGACAAAAUGGCGCUGCGCGUUUGCAACGCCAGCUAACCAGCCUGCUUUUUUGUCGUCUGCUGCGUGCGCUCAUUGAAGCCACCGUGUAUAGAAAGUGUAGGUUUUAUGCUACACUACAGCUAAAAAAUAUAGCUUCGUGUAGGUAAGCGUAGCUACUCUUUUCUACACCAAGCAAAAAAAAAAAAAGAAUGGCGACUUUCCACACUAUAAUAGCUACACUCAUGUAGUAAGUGUAGUGGUGUAGGUAUCGUAGUGCAGGUAAAAAAUAUCCAUAUUAUCUAUCCACUUUUCCACAUAAAUCUCAUAUGUAAAAAGCCACAAAAUUGUAAAAUCACACCUAACAAAAUUAUUUUAUUAUUUUAAAAUAUUUGCCAUUAUUUGAGUGCUACUUAUUUAUUGUGAAUCACGGUGGCCGUAGUGGCCGUGUCGUGAGCAGCAGGAUGGCGCGACCGGCGGCGUCAACAUGGCUGCGCUCAUCCAGGUAGUUGCUCGCCAAGCUCAGUUAACUUUUGCCCGUAGCUACCUUGCUGACGAAGCAUUCCGCGAUUGCCUUGGUCGACUGCAGAGGACAAUCGGUCAUGUCACGUGCAAGGACGUUAAUUUGGACGAAAAGCUUCUGCAUGCACUGUCGAAGGCUACCAACGGCGGCAGCGCAGCACCUGUUACGUAUAUCUCCCUCUACGAGAGCCGGGCAUUUAGCAUGAGUAUCUUUAUCAUACGGCGCGGGGAGCGUAUACCGCUGCACGAUCACCCCGGGAUGUUUGGUGUUCUCAAAGUGCUACACGGGUCCGGAACUAUAUGCAGUUACAGCGCACAGAGGCCGCACAGCGGUGACGAAGCAGUGCUCGAAGCGCAGCGCCACCCGGAUCUGACCGUGGCCCCGGACAGUGCGCCCUGCUGCUUGACGCCGAGCGAACGCAAUUUGCACGAGAUCCGGGCCCUGGACGGGCCGCUCGCUUUCCUCGACAUUCUCGCACCGCCGUACGACGGCGUCGAGCGUGACUGCCACUACUACAGCGUGGCUCUGCCGCCUGCAGAUGAGACAACUUCUGCCGUGCGCCUGCGUCGGGUGCCGCCGCCGCGCGAUUUUUGGUGCAACUCGGCGCCCUAUCGUGGACCUCCCAUCGGCCCCCAACUAUAAGCUGCACAGUAAAUAGGGACUUGAGUGUCGGGCUGCGCCUCCUCACGAGUGGAAUAGACCGCGCAUCGUUUUGGUGCGAGAUGCCGUGUCUGUCGGUUGCGGCGUUGCUCACAUGGACGUGCACGCCUCGACUCUCUGUGUGAGCAGUGGUGGUGGAAUCGAAGCGAGUACCUUUUGGCAUGCCGCAGCAACGCCCGCCCCUCCUUAUUCACUGAGUCCUUCGCCCUGUGCUCGCAUCUAGUACAGACAUUGCCUCCUUUACGGAACAUUGCACACGAACUUUUUUAGCUCCUUUUAUUUAGCGGUCAUUGCACUGCACGGGCUUUCUUUCAUAUGAAUGAUGUCGCCGCAACAUCUGUGCGCUAUGCGCUACCGCGGUGCAGACCUUUAUAGCUAGUAGCAUUUCAGUUGUAAAGUAAUCGUAUAGUUUUACAGGUUGCUUUGACCUUCUUUCGCCAUGGGGAACCAUUUUCGGUAGGUCCCUAGCUCUGUUUGGCGAAAGUGUUCUGUGAUCUGUUAGUGUUUCAAACCUCAUUGUAUAUUCAGUUAGGUUACCAGUAUUUAACUGUAAGUUAGCUCUGAUCACUUUAAUUUGUACGGUCGAGAACUUAACCACUCGUUCAUUGCCAACUUGGCGCCAUUAAGGUCAGAUCCAACAGGCAAACUUCUUUUGAUUUCCGGUUUUUCUUGCUACGUUUAGAAAGCAAAAGUCGUUAGUUUUUCUUGGUUGUGGAAGAGGCUAGGUAAAGAAGAGGUGCCUCCAGUACUUUCAUUCCAUGCUCAGGUAAAAACAUGAGGCUUCAUUUGCAUUUUUCUUUUCUUUUUUGUCUGGCACGACGGCUAGUGAGCCACUUGACAUCCGUUGCCUUGAUUUAAUAAAACAGUGUGAAAACUGA